UGCACCCGCUUCACGACUCGUCUGAUGAUCGCAGAUUUGUUUUUGUCUGGGUUGCAUUGAUGAGACGAAACCAAACAACCGGCUGGCGAUUUGGCAUUGCAAAUGAUGAUAUGCUCAGCAAGACCACAGAUGGAGGGUCCAAGCAGGUAGGAACAAGGACUGGAAAGACUGACAGAAAACAUGCAAGACUGAACUAAGCAUAAGCUAGUGCCUUCUAGAACCUUGACUAACACAAACCAGCAUGCAACCAAACCCAAAAAAACAGCAAACAACAGACCAACCAACUACCUAGCCUCGAUGUGCUCCGUCUGUUUCUUCCUCGCAUCCUCCUCCUCGGCCAGCUGCUGCUCCUUUUGCACAAUCAUGUCUUGCACAUCGUGGCGCACCUUCUCCUCCUCGGUCGGGUACGCAUGACGCCACAUGGUCCAGAUGCUCCUCUGGAACAGGUCGUCCAUGGACUCUAUACUCCUGCCCUUGAGCUCGGGCAGGCAAAAGUACACAAACACGACGCCAAUGUAGGUGAGCAUGGCGUAGAUCAAAAACGUCCCGUAGCCAAGCUGCGUCAUCAUGGUGGGAGUCGCCAGCGUGAUGCCGUAGUCGACGAUCCAGUUGACAAACAGACAGAUGCCCAUGCACACGGAGCGGAUGCGCGGCGGGAAGAUCUCGGCCGCCACCACGUACGGCGCGACCGAGUGUCCAAACGACCACCCAAAGGCAUAGAUGUAGAUCCAGAUGAUGCCCACGAUGCCGCCGGCCGGCGUACCACCGCCGCUGCCACCCUGGGAGAUGCCGCCGCUGCCCUCGGCGAACCGAAUGUACAGCGCCAGGUACAGCAUGGCCGUGGCUUGCAUUGUCGCGCCGACCAUGAGCGGCAGCCUGCGGCCAACGCGGUCGACAAUGACGGUGACGUAGACGAGGGUCGUGAACAUCUUGACCAAGCCAUACACGCCUGUGGUGAGCAGACUGGAAGAGCCGGACGGGACGCCGAUCAUGUUGAAGAUGUCGGGAGCAAAGUAGUUGAGGCUGUCGGUGCCCGUGAACUUGUGGAACAGGAACAGCAUGACGGCCAAGAAGAAGCGUCGCCGGUUGCUGGCGUUGGUGAUGACGUCCUUGGCCACGACGAGGUAGUUGUUUCCGACGGCGUACUCUUGCUCCGCGUCGACCUGAGCGCAGAUCUCCAUGUAUUCACGGGCCACAUAGGGGUGCUCGGCGGGGAGGCCUCGGAGGGCGGUGAUGUUUUUGAGGCCGAGGUCUUUUUUACCACGCGAGAUGAGGGCGCGAGGGCUUUCGAGGACAACUGUUUGUGAGUGUUAGCAGACAUUCGGUGAAAGGAUAUGCUCGCAAGAGGUCAAGUGGCCAAGUGGCGACUUACAAAAUGUCAAGAUGAACAAAGCCGCCCCUGGAAUCAUCUGGAUGCCCAAAGCCAACCGCCAGCCAGUAUUGUCGAGCUUGUUUGUCGCCCAGAUGGACACGCCAUAGUUGACCCAAAAGGCCAACGCCAGGCACGUCACAAUCAUGAGGUUGUACGUCGUCGUCAGGGAUCCUCGGAUGGACUUUGGUGCCACCUCGGCCAGGUAUUGUGGUGCCAGCAUGGACGUCAUGCCGAUGGCGAUUCCGGAAAAUAAGCGACCGGCGUAAAAUACGCCCAGGUCGGCCACUUCCUGGAACGCACAGCCCAGGAGGAAGAUACCGGCCGAGACGAGGACGGCAUAUUUGCGACCGAGGUAGUCGGAUGCCGGUGCACCGAGGAGGGCACCACCGGCACCCCCUGCUGCUACCAUUGCUGCUAUGUUUCCGGCUGUGGCUUCAGACAGUACAUCUAGGCCAAAAGCAUGCCUGAAAGCGGCCAGCUUCAAAACACCGCCAAUGUUGCCAGUAUCAAAGCCAUAAGCGCAGCCGGCAAAUGCGACAGUGACGCUGACAAGGGCGAGUUGUCUGUUGAAGAUCUCCUUGGGGUCACUCUUCCAAUCAGGGGAAGCCCACAAUGAAGUGCCUCCUCCCAUCUUGAGAAAAUCCAAAGAAAUAUACUCGUCGGGGAAUAAUACAACCAAGAAAGUUUAAUUGGAAAGCCAAGAGGUGACAAGGCUGAAGCCAAGAGCAAUUCCGAGUCGUCAAGGCGAGAAUGGAAAGUCAAGAGCUUGGCCGGUAGGGUUGGGUUGGCUCGCCAAGGGACUGGGCGUUCAGCUAACCUUUUUUAUAUCAAAUCAUCCUCCCCUUUUACAUUUUACAACAACCGGUGUGGUACUGGUGUACGCAACCUCCCACAUUUCCUUUUUACGUGGAGACUGGGGAUUCUAUGGGGAAUCAGCAGGACACCUAGCCAGUCAAGCCAAUGUGCAACCAAUGUGGGACUCCAUGUUUUGGUUCUUCGUCUCCAGCCUAUUGUUGGGUGCGCUAUACCCAGGUCCACAUCACAGCAGGUUGGGGUUGAGGGGGGUUCAGGACUGAUUCCCGGGGCAAUCCAGGAACUUCCCUGUUCUCUCCACACGAAUUAAGACUGGGGAUUUUUUUGGGUUGCAAACUGAGAAAUGUUCUUUGGUUUCCUGCUUAACGUUGGCGGCCGUGAGAUCCGGCCGACGCUAAUGUUACAAUUUGAUGCUCUAGCGUCUCAUCAAACAACUGUUUAUUAUGUGCGCACAUUGACUAGCAAGCCGAGAAUCCACUUGUUUUGAUUCCCUGCCAAGGCGAAAUUGGAGCAAAUCUCGGAGAAGCGAUUCAGCAAAAAGAAAAGGAAAGAACGGCGAGAAGCCCGAAGAGCAGGGGAGAAGUGCAACCUCCGCACACACCCCACAUCCAGCGACCAUGGGCGGUGCGGGGAAAUACGCUGUUCAUGGAUGUUGGGGUAUGGUAUGACAUGACGAUAGAGGAAUAGUCUUUUUAUCCUACUAUUCGCAUGCCGGAAAUCCAUUUUGCAUCCAGAGGAGAACCCCUUGACUUGUCUUGUCUACCCAAGGUACCUUGCCUAGCAAGUCAACUUCUUUCCUCGUUUUUGUCAUUGGAGUUAAUCCCGCCAUCUCCAACACACAACCACCCCGGCCUCACACAUCCACCACAAUGGCCUCCGCUGUCGACUUCCACGCGGACCUCCGCGUCACCAGCACGGCGCCACCGCGUACAGAGGCCUACAUCCCCGCCUCGACCAUCCAAGUCCACGCAUCAAACCUCCUCCUCCUGCCGUCGGGCGAGCUGUUAUGCGCCUGGUUCGGCGGCUCCAUGGAGGGCAUCUCAGACAUCUACAUCUGGCUCUCGCGCCUCGCGCCGGGCGCCAAGGAGUGGACCAGUCCUCUGCAGGUCUCCAAGGACCCGGGGCGCAGCGAGCAGAACCCGGUGCUCUUCCUCGACGAGAGGUCCGGCAACCUCUGGUGCAUCUACACGGCGCAGGAGCACGGGGCCCAGAACAAGUGUCUCGUCAGGCGGCGCAUAUCCAGCGACCUCGGCAAGACCUGGGGCGAGGCCGAGGAGCUGUUCUCCGACCGCGGCAUCUUUGUCCGGCAGCCCAUCGUCGUCCUCAAGGACAAGAACGGCCCCGGCAAGGACGUCUGGGUCUUGCCCGUCUUCCACUGCCGCGCCGAGGAGGGCGUAGAGUGGGUGGGCAACGACGACGUGUCGGCCGUGCGGUACUCUGAAGACUCGGGCAAGACGUGGAAGGAGAGCAUGGUCCCGGAGUCGCGCGGUGCCGUCCACAUGAACAUCCGCCCGGACCCGUCCAACCCUGGCAAGUUUGUCGGCGUGUACCGCAGCCGCUGGGCCGACAACAUCUACCUGUCGCGGUCAGACGACUGCAUCAACUGGACCAAGCCCGAGCCGACGGAGCUGCCCAACCCCAACUCGGGCAUCUGCCUGGGCGUCCUGCCGAAAUCCGGCAAGCUGGCCAUGGUAUACAACGACUCGCGAGCCACGCCCGACAUGGUGCAGCGCACAGGACUGUACGACGACAUCGAGACGGACGGACCCAAGCUCAAGAAGCAGGCCGUCAUUGGCGACAAGGCCGCCAUCUGGGGCACGCCGAGGAGCAGGAUGACACUGGCGUUGUCGAGCGACGGUGGCCGCACGUGGCCCGAGAAGCGGUUGCUGGAGGAGGGCGAUGGCUUCUGUCUCACAAACAACUCCAAGGAAAAGUUGAACAGGGAGCUGAGCUACCCGAGCAUCUUUGUGGCGGAUGAUGAGACUAUGCACAUUGCCUUUACUUUCUGGAGGCAAAGGAUCAAGUAUGUCAAGGUUACAGCGGACUGGCUCAAGGGCUAGAUUAGAAUUAAUUUACCAAAAUAAAAUGAUGUGAUCGAGAUAAAAUAACCGAAAUUAC
This is a messenger RNA of Pyricularia oryzae 70-15, 4303 nucleotides long. RefSeq names its product glycosyl hydrolase. The record is from RefSeq and is a predicted model, not a curated record. The coding region runs from base 3055 to 4245 and encodes 396 amino acids. NCBI's taxonomy places the organism in Eukaryota, Fungi, Ascomycota, Sordariomycetes, Magnaporthales, Pyriculariaceae. The transcript is spliced from 3 exons.